GCCUUCUAUAAGAUCAAUAUCAUAUGCCUUCUGCCUAUCCGUGAAGUGACACUCAGCUCCAACUACAAUAAAUUGCCAGCCAACAAGCUUCCAGUGUUUUGACAGGCAUUUUCAGCCGCAUCUCCAGUGCUCCACACAAGUUCCGAGCGGCCAAAGCAAGCUUGUAGUUCAGCCCUGCUCUUUACUCACGAAUACAUCACAGCUUUCCUACAAGUUCGCUCAACAAUAAAAGGUACUCGUACCCUCACCUACACUACUAUCGAGCCUGACUUUCCCUAAUCCUGCCCAACGUCACGACCACAAGGCACUUCUCCACCACAACCACAUAAUCAAUCAUGGCCAGCGCUUCCGAACCUGCCAGCGAUGGCAAGGGUCGCCUCCUUCUCGUCUCCAACCGUCUGCCUAUUACCAUCAAGCGCUCCGAUGACGCUACUUACGACUUCUCCAUGUCCUCCGGCGGUCUCGUCAGUGGCCUUUCAGGACUUGCAAAGACUACCAAGUUCCAAUGGUACGGUUGGCCUGGUAUCCAGGUCCCUCAAAACGAGAUCGGUCUCGUCAAGGACAGACUGUGGAAAGAGUACGGCGCGGUACCAAUCUUCAUGGAUGAUGAGUUGGCCGACAGACAUUACAACGGCUUCUCAAACUCUAUCCUUUGGCCCCUCUUCCAUUACCACCCCGGUGAGAUCACCUUCGACGAGUCCGCAUGGGACGCCUACCGCGAGGCCAACCGCCUGUUCGCAAAGGAGAUCGCCAAGGACGUUCAAGAUAACGAUCUGAUCUGGGUCCACGACUACCAUCUCAUGCUUCUGCCUGCCAUGCUUCGCGAAGAGAUUGGCGACUCGAAGCGCAACGUCAAGUUUGGCUUCUUCCUCCACACCCCCUUCCCCAGUAGCGAGAUCUACAGAAUCUUGCCCGUCCGUAACGAGAUCCUGAACGGCGUCCUACACUGCGACUUGAUCGGAUUCCACACCUAUGAUUAUGCUAGGCACUUCCUCAGCAGUUGUUCAAGAAUCCUUCAACUUCCGACAACGCCCAACACAGUUGAGUUCCAGGGCAAGGUUGUCACUGUUGGUGCUUUCCCUAUCGGUAUCGAUCCCGAGAAGUUCGAGGAGGGCCUCAAGAAGCCCAAGGUUGCGGAACGCAUUCAGACGCUCGAGAAGAAGUUCCAAGGCGUCAAGCUGAUCGUUGGUGUCGAUCGUUUGGACUACAUCAAGGGUGUUCCUCAGAAGCUGCAUGCUCUUGAGGUCUUCCUGACAGAACACCCCGAGUGGAUUGGCAAAGUCGUCCUGGUGCAAGUCGCUGUUCCUUCACGACAGGAUGUCGAAGAGUACCAGAACCUCCGUGCUGUUGUGAACGAGUUGGUCGGCAGAAUCAACGGCAAAUUUGGCACCAUCGAAUUCAUGCCCAUCCACUUCAUGCACAAGUCUGUCUCUUUUGAUGAGUUGAUUGCACUCUACGCUGUCAGUGAUGUCUGUCUCGUUUCGUCGACCCGCGAUGGCAUGAACCUUGUGUCCUACGAGUACAUCGCAACGCAGCAGAAGCGUCAUGGAUCCAUGAUCUUGUCCGAAUUCACUGGCGCAGCUCAGAGUCUCAACGGCAGCAUCAUCGUCAACCCCUGGAACACGGAAGAAUUGGCCGAUGCCAUUCACGACGCUGUCACCAUGGGAGACGAGCAGAGAAGCAUCAACUACCAGAAGCUUGCCAAAUACGUCAACAAGUACACCAGUGCUUGGUGGGGUGAAUCAUUCGUCAAUGAACUUACCAGAAUUUCGGAGCAGGCCGAGAAGAAGAUCAAGGUCAAGCAGUCGCAGUUCGGAAAGGUUGUCGAAGAGACCACACACAACAACACCUCCGCUGAGGACGAAACCCCUGGCUCUGGUGUCAACUCGGGCGUCAACUCGGGUACUUCAACUCCGAAAAGACCUGACGCAAAGAGAGCUACGACAACAAUCUAGAGGGCAUGAAGGUUUUAGGAUGAAGUUGUCUUGACUUGACAACUAUGGCAUGGCUGGCGUACAAGGCGUAAUGAAAGACAGCGAGCGGCUGAAGGACAAUGGGUCUGUAAAUUUUGCUAGCUUUCCUACUCACAACACUCUAGAAGCAUGAAGAACGUAGACUGCUCUUUUUCAUUUCAA
This is a messenger RNA of Aureobasidium pullulans EXF-150, 2135 nucleotides long. Its product is annotated as glycosyl transferase. Gene Ontology annotation, biological process: cellular response to heat; trehalose biosynthetic process. Gene Ontology annotation, cellular component: cytosol; alpha,alpha-trehalose-phosphate synthase complex (UDP-forming). NCBI's taxonomy places the organism in Eukaryota, Fungi, Ascomycota, Dothideomycetes, Dothideales, Saccotheciaceae. Bases 336 to 1955 code for a protein of 539 amino acids. The transcript is spliced from 6 exons. Gene Ontology annotation, molecular function: alpha,alpha-trehalose-phosphate synthase (UDP-forming) activity. The record is from RefSeq and is a predicted model, not a curated record.